Molecule: messenger RNA, 3181 nt
Organism: Hippocampus comes (tiger tail seahorse)
Lineage: Eukaryota; Metazoa; Chordata; Actinopteri; Syngnathiformes; Syngnathidae
Gene: cep120
Product: centrosomal protein 120
Biological process (GO): positive regulation of centriole elongation; interkinetic nuclear migration
Cellular component (GO): centrosome
Source: RefSeq, a predicted model, not a curated record
ACCAGUUGAGGUCAACCUAACCCCGAGAGGCUCCACCUUUAACUUCCGUUUCCAAAACCAAAAGGAGUGGCGCCAAAGCUUGACAACAAAGCGGCUUUUCCCUUUUUGCAACGGGCGAUCCCAAGAAGUUUUAUUUUCUUCACAAAUCUCAUCCUCAACGAGUUGUGCCCCCCCCCUCCCCCGUUUUUUUACACUCCCCUCGACAAAUGCGAAAUUUAUAACGACAAAGUCUCGCGAGUGCUCCCAAUCUUUCCGCCGGUCCAGAUGUCAACAUGGCUCGGAAGAGCGAGCAACUUCUCAUCGUGUUGUCCAUCCUGGAAGGUCGCGACUUCCCCAAGUGCCCUCGGCUCAGCCUGGAGGUUCAGGCGAGCUUCGACGGCGAGCAGCUCACCACCGACCCUGUGGAGCACCUGGACCAGCCGCGCUUCAGUACCGAGCUGGCCUGGGAGCUGGACCGCAAGAUGCUGCACCAGCACAGACUGCAGAGGACCCCCAUCAAGAUCCAGUGCUUCGCUGUGGACUCCAGCAGCGACAGCAGGGACAACGUGGGCUACAUCGUGCUGGACCUCAGAUCCGUUCAGGAAGUCCCGCAGAACCCUCGCUGGCACACGCUGCUGAGCAGCAAGUACACCAAGAAGAAGCCGUCGCUGCUCCUCAGCAUGGUGCUGGAGAACGACGGCAAGGCCACGCUGCCGCCCCCGCCGCCGACCGCUCCCCGAGCGCCCCGAGAAAAGAAGGCUGUAAAAGCGCCUGACUCCGGCCGCCCCCCCGCCCCGCAGCCGCUCCCGGACAAGCUGGAGGCGGUCCUGGUGCCUGAGCGGGGUUACCAUCAGGUGGGACCCGACGACGUCGCCAGCGAUAUGUUUGUGCUGUCCGUCACCGUGGCGUUUGCCGCUAAGUUGGAACAGUUAAUCCCCAGCACGCUCGAGCUGUCGUCAGAGGACGCCGGCUUCUUCUUCUUCUACACGCUGCUGGGCAACGACAUCACCAGCGAGCCCUUCCGGAACGUCCUGGCGCCGGACUUCCAGCCCGAGCGCGCCUCGUUGCGCAUCCGCAGCAGCGCCGGCGCCGUGCGCGCCUUCCUGUCUCAGCAGCCCCCCUUGCAGAUCCACCUGUGCUGCGGCACGCGCUCGCUGGGCAGCGCCGACGUGCCGCUGGCCGCGCUGGCCGGGCUCCGUGUCGGGCCGUCGCCGACGGCCGCCGACUCGCAGUCCAACGUCAGCGUGGCCGUGACGCUGCGCCGCGAGGACGUCGCGCCGCAGCUCCAGAAUUUGCCCCUCCAGGAAGGAUGUAAGACAAACUCGUUCACGGUCGUCGUGCCCUCCGCCAAGGACCAAAUGGCCAGUUCGACUCCGAUCCGAAACCCUCCUGACAUGAUGCCGUCGCAGAACGGGCAAGACGCGGAGCCGCUCGCUCCGAGUCAGGCCCGGGGCGACGGCGCCGCUUCCUCCGCCCUCGUCUGCGCCCCCAAAGCGUCCAUCCCGCCGCGCGCGCAUCGCUUCUGUUUCUCUCUGGAUCUCUGCGGCCUCAGACAGACCGGCCUCACGCGCGCCGUGGCCGCGACCGUCAGGUACUCGUACGAGUUCUUCGGCAGCGCGGCGCCCGUGAUGACCGGCCGCCCGGUGGAGCUGCGCAGGGACGCCGACGUGUCUCUGCCGCACUCGUACUGCGCCUUCGACUUUGCCGCCUUGCCGCAGCAGCUGCAGGACACCUUCCUCAGAGUCCCUCUGGUGUUGGAGCUGUGGCAGCGGGACGCCGACGGCGCCACGGCUCUCCCGAUCGGCCGAGCCUCGCUGCAGCUGUCCCGCCUGCUUGCCGCCGAGAGGAGCCGACACCCGGCCGGCGUGAGGGAGGCGGCCUGGCGCCAAUCUCACCGGGACCGAGUGCCCUUUUUCUCCACCCUCAGUUCCAACGAGAAAGUGGCCGAGUUGAGCUUCGUGGCCACGCUGGACGACUUCGGACUCGUGAACGCCGCCGACCUCCCCGUGUGCGAUUCCGCACCGAAAGAGGAAGCGGGCGCCCUGCCCGCGGAGCCGCCCGCGCCCGAAAUGGAGUGCAGUCGUUUGGAGGAGCAGCUUCAGAAGACUCUGUCAGAUCUGGAGACCAAGGAGAAAAAUCUGGUGGAAGCCGAGCUGAAGACGCAAAGGCUGCAGUGGGACCUGCGCGCCGAACACAAGCUGGGCCAGAAGGAGGCGCAGGAGACCGUCAAGAGGCUGCAGCUGGAGUGCGACCACCGGGUGGCGCUGGAGCGCGACAAAGCGCGCCUGAUGGAGGAGGAGCGAACGCGGCUGCUCAAGCAGAUCACCGACAGCGAGAACCGCUACAAGCAACUGGAGAAAGACUUCCAUCACUUCAGGGAGCAACAGAGCGUCAAGCCCCAAGCGCGCCUCCAAUCCGAGAUCAACAUCCUGACUCUGGAGAAGGUGGAGCUGGAGAGGAAGCUGGAGUCCACCACCAAGUCCAAACUUCAUUACAAGCAGCAAUGGGGACGAGCGCUGAAGGAGCUGGCUCGCUUCAAACAGCGCGAGCAGGAGAACGCCGUGAUGCGUCUGAAGAAGCAGCAGGCCGAGUUGGACGCCGUGCGGCUGCGCUACGUGGCGGCCGAGGAGAAGGAGGCGGUCCGGCAGGAGCGGCGGGAACUGGGAGACAUCAGGAACCGCCUCAACGGGUUGAAGCAGCAGCAGGGCGGCGUCGGUCCCGCUUCCUCGGCCCCGCCCCCCGGCGUGAGCCACAGCGCCGAGGAACACCUGAGCCGCCUUCUGGAGGAACGCGACACGCUGCUCCGGACCGGCGUCUACGGCCACGACGACCGCAUCAUCGCCGAGCUCGACCGGCAGAUCGGCGACGCCAUGGCCGACGCCAGCUGACCAGCAGCCGGCGCGCGGGCAAGGUCGGAGCGCAGCAGGAAAGGUCCCGGCGCGUUCAGGCAAAGUGUUAUGCUAAGCUAGGCUAACCCCGUGUCGCGUGUCAAUUAUGGCGAGAGCUGUUAUUUAUUUCGAAUGAUGUGUUUGGUCGUCACGUGACUAGCUGUGAAUGUGUUUUGAAAGGAGUGAGCGCAGUCGGCCGGCGCCGCAGCCCGACCCGAGACAUUUUCUGAGAAAACAUCACAAAACGCAAAAAGUCACUUUCUCUUCUCGAUUUUUAGAAUGUAAUAAAGGGUACAUAUGAUGCUGAAAUACCA